Molecule: messenger RNA, 1671 nt
Organism: Cottoperca gobio
Lineage: Eukaryota; Metazoa; Chordata; Actinopteri; Perciformes; Bovichtidae
Product: angiopoietin-related protein 4-like
Exons: 7
Coding region: 51-1397 (448 amino acids)
Biological process (GO): blood coagulation
Source: RefSeq, a predicted model, not a curated record
AGAGAGACAUUCUGCUUUCAUACUGAAACAGACUUUUAGCAGACACAAAGAUGAAGAUGCCACAGCUUCUCAUCCUCUUGUUCAUAAUUUUAGAGCACGCAGCAGUCGCUUUCCCUACAGACAGAAGAGCUCUGCUGGGCCGGGACAAACACGCCUCCUGGGACGAUGUGAACGUGGUGGCUCACGGCCUCCUGCAGCUGGGCCAGGGUCUGAAGGAGCAUGUGGACAAGACCAAAGCCCAGAUGAGAGAAGUCAACGCCAAACUGAAGACCUUCAACGGCACGGUGGCCGAACUGGAGAGGAGGGAGCACGAGCAAGAAGAAGCUCUGAAGGCACCAAGCAAAGAGGAGGAGGAGGAGAGGGAGAGGAUGGCGGCAGGGCUUGCCGAGGAGAUGAGGGGAAAGGUGGAGGAGGUGAAGACGCAGAACAAGGACAUCCACACCAGGAUGGACAGACUGGAGGAGAAGGUGGAUGAGGUGCUGAAAGAGCCGACACUAGACAGCAGCAAUCACACAGGAGUCUCAUUUAUCCAGAGACUGGUGGCCGCUCAGAACAGACGCAUUGACCAGCUGGUGGAGAAGAUCCAGCAGCAACAAGACAAAUUGGAGAAGCAGAGUCUGCACCUGCAAACACUGCAGAGCAAGGUUGCACAUAAGAGAGUAAAAUCACACAGACGGAGAGAUGAAGGGAUGGCACCGAGGGGAGAGCCAACAGUGCAGAAAAGAGACGCAUCAGGUUUGGCCAGAGAUUGUCACGAUCUGUUUGUACGAGGGCAGCGAGCCAGCGGCGUCUACACGAUCCAACCAGAGAGUUCCCAACCCUUCAACGUCCUCUGUGAAAUGACUUCAGAAGGUGGAUGGACCGUCAUCCAGAAACGUCAAGAUGGAUCCCAGAGCUUCAACCAGCUGUGGGAAAGCUAUAAGAAAGGCUUCGGCAGCCUGAAUGGUGAGUUUUGGUUGGGCUUGGAAAACGUCCACUCGCUCUCCAAACAAGGCCGCUACGUCCUGCAGGUGGAGCUCUCUGGUCGGGGAGGAGAGCAGCAGCACGACGCUCGUUAUCUACUCCAACUUGACGGAGAAGAGAAGAAGUUCGCUCUCCACCUGGAGCCGGAGUCUUCGUCCGGGGUUCAAGAGAAUAUAAUGACCACGGGAAAGACUGGUCUUCCCUUUUCCACAGCCGACAAAGACAACGAUCUCGCUGCAGACGUCAACUGUGCUGAACUGCUCUCAGGUGGUUGGUGGUUCAGUAGUUGUGGUGAGUCAAACCUCAACGGCAGAUAUCUGAGAAGGCCGAGCGUGAAGAGAAGACAAGGGAUGUUUUGGACGUCCACAAAGGGACAAGACAACUCCGUUAAGACGACUCUUCUGAAGAUGGCGCCCGUCACAAUAAAGCAAUAAGCAGACUCGACUGUACUUAACGCUAGUUAAUGAUCUAUCAUGCGCUGGAUCAUGAGAUAUUUCUAUGCUGUGCCAUAACAUCACUCGGUCAUAUUGACGGUUGUUUAUUCCCCUUUGUAAGGGCUUCUUAAUCUUAUUUUGUAAUACUUACUGUAUGUAUUUGAAAUACUUCUACUUUAAAAUAUACUUUGUGAUAUCUUUUACAUUUAUACACUUUAAACUUCUUACAUUUAAUUUAUAGGAAGUUGAUGAAAAUAAAGCUUUUCAAAUGUUU